AUGGAUGACAAUACGCCAAUGAUGAUACUUGGUUUCGUAGCUCAAAUAUUCAAAGCUUGUGAUGACCCAAUUAUUUUGUCGACACCAGAAACUGCUGUAGUGUGUCAUCUGUUUACCGAACUUUGUCGUGAAGCUGGAUGGAACGUGCGAUUAAUACUAAUAGAUCAACUAAACUAUUUGAAAGACAAUGAGAAAAACGACAAAGUAUAUCCAAAUCUAUUCAAUUCCUUAUUUCCCGAAGUUACAGGCAUUAUUACCGAACGGUCUGACUUGGAUUCUGCCGUAGACGCUUUCUUGGAUGCUGAGUUUCACCCAGUGCCGCUUACACGUCUUCUCGUCCAAGAAAAUGUUUUUGAAGAAUUUCAGAAUACCUUAGAUUGGAAAUGCAAAUUACGUCAUGAUAAAUCCGAACCAGAUAUGCAAGAAUUAGUAGAAAAAUGCUCAAAAUCAUUUAGAUAUGGAAAUAAAUUAUUUUUGAUUGAUUAUGCUGGAUGUUAUAUUCGGCAGGGUUCAAAACAAGUUGUGUUAGUAGAAGCUUUUAGAAGUGUUAAAGAAUUGCUGGCAUUUAUUCCUAAGUACAAACAACUAUGCUUAUCAAUAUGGGCUAGUUGCGUUUCAGAAGCUAAUGAAAUAGCUCUUAACGUCGAUGUUCCAAUUAUAUGGGUAAAUGAUUAUUGUAAUUUCACUGGAUGCGAUGAAAUCAGUAAAGCAAUUUACAAAAGAAUUGAUUCAGUGAAUGUGACCGUCAAAGCUAAUAGUUCCAUUGUUAAAAUGCUCAAAACACAGGAGCAAUGGUUGAAAAAAACUUAUACCGAGCGUUGUGAUGCUGUGUUACAAGUAAUCAAAAGUAAAGACCUCAGUUUAGGAGAUAAGAUUGAACCUGAAUUACCGAGUUGGAAAAUCAACAACUUUAUCUCUAUCAACAACGAUACGAUGAUAUUGGGAUUUAAUGUACCAGAUAAAAUGGUGUUAUACAACACAUUUGGAACUGUAGCAGUGCCGUCCCCGUGUUUUGAUAACAUUAUCAGGGCACUUAUAAAUGGGAGUGCCGUUAUAAUUGCAUCAAAACCUAAAAACGAAGAGGAAAUAUUCAUUGAAUUUGAAGCAGAGGGAAUACCUGUAGCUUUUGUAGAUGAAACGGAGACGAAUGAAUUAAAAGACAUAAAGGUGCCUCUUGGUGAUAGUUGGUGCUUCCAAACAAAAGUGAUUUGGACAACAUAUGGAACAAUAUUUGCUAAUUGA
Messenger RNA from Leguminivora glycinivorella, 1242 nucleotides. RefSeq lists its product as uncharacterized. Gene Ontology annotation, molecular function: oxidoreductase activity. The transcript has a single exon. NCBI's taxonomy places the organism in Eukaryota, Metazoa, Arthropoda, Insecta, Lepidoptera, Tortricidae. Bases 1 to 1242 code for a protein of 413 amino acids. The record is from RefSeq and is a predicted model, not a curated record.